Molecule: messenger RNA, 393 nt
Organism: Linum trigynum
Lineage: Eukaryota; Viridiplantae; Streptophyta; Magnoliopsida; Malpighiales; Linaceae
Source: the annotation of a GenBank genome assembly
AUGCGUUGUUUCUCGAGCAGAGCUAAACCGGAGAUUAAGGGCAUAAUCAUUGAGAAAGAUGGAUUGCUUGUGGAGAAAGAGGCGCUUUUGGGAAGGAGUCAAGAAGAAGAGAAGAUCAAAGAAGAAUUGAAAAUGGCAAGUAACAGCCUGGAAGAUGAGAAACGAGUCCUUUCUCAGGAGCUCGAAAGUGUUAAGGUCGAAAUUUCCAGCCUAAACGAGCAAUUGAUAAACGACCCCGCGAACAUGGAUCUCAAUCGCAACUCCACGAAGCAGAGGAGGGCCAGGAAGCUACUCAAGAGAAAAUCCCACCACCGCCAACGACCGCGACGGAGAGGCGGAGGAGGUGGCGGAGUCUGUGCAGAGACGCGCCACACAUUUAAGUUUUAUUUUUAG